Molecule: messenger RNA, 843 nt
Organism: Cotesia congregata
Lineage: Eukaryota; Metazoa; Arthropoda; Insecta; Hymenoptera; Braconidae
Source: the annotation of a GenBank genome assembly
AUGGCGAAUACCGCCGAAUAUUUUGGUUUUGAGAUGCUCAAUAAAUUGGUAGAUAAUCAGCUAACUAAAAAGGAAGAUGUGCUGAUUCUGUUUACUCAUUGGUUUUUUAUAAAAACUGGAUUCAAAUGCAUUGGACUUGGUGAUGAGAAAACAGUUGAACCGAACACAGAAGGUCAUGAAUUUUUGCCUGAAGGAUGGAAUCACAAAGAUUUUUAUGCACUGAGAUAUUUAAAGGAAGGUCAAUUAUAUAUCUUGCUGGGAAGAAAAUCUGAUAAUAAUUUACUGCUUAAUUUAUUGAGAGUAGAUGAUAAUGGAGUAUCAAACGUUAAAUUCCAAACAGAGACAGUAGUGAACAGCAUCCACGGAGGACUGUCAACUCUGAUACCGACAUAUCAAGAGGUAAUGAAUAAAAUCCGUGAGGAUCUUGUUGAGCCUGUCUACACAGGAACUGCCAGAGAGAUGUCCACCCAGACAUCUCAGAGCGAAGGUCGCAGACCCUCUAAUCCUGACAACGAUCCACUGAGGGUAGGACCUCCUCAUAUUCCUCAACGACCACCACGUUGGGAUCCUGCGACAGAUCCGCGGGCGGUAGGUCGUGCUGAUUUAAAUCCUUUUGCUGGUGUUGGUCCUCGUGGUGGUGGCAUGCUCUUCGACCCGUUUCAACCAGAUCGGAAUUUACCCAAUCCAAGAUUUCCCGGUCGUCCUGGAGGGAUUGGUGGUCCUGCUUUUUUACCACCAUUUGACCCAUUUGGACCACCAGACAAUAACUUACCACGUCCACCACGUGGAAAUCCUGAUCAUGACCAUCUUCCACCUCCUGGAUACGAUGAUAUGUUUAUGUAA